This is a messenger RNA of Alligator mississippiensis (American alligator), 7021 nucleotides long. It is a transcript of the gene DYRK4, whose product is annotated as dual specificity tyrosine phosphorylation regulated kinase 4. Gene Ontology annotation, molecular function: protein serine/threonine/tyrosine kinase activity; ATP binding; protein serine/threonine kinase activity. The coding region runs from base 1 to 1869 and encodes 622 amino acids. Lineage: Eukaryota; Metazoa; Chordata; Crocodylia; Alligatoridae. Gene Ontology annotation, biological process: peptidyl-threonine phosphorylation; peptidyl-serine phosphorylation. The transcript is spliced from 15 exons. The record is from RefSeq and is a predicted model, not a curated record. Gene Ontology annotation, cellular component: nucleus.
AUGCCUACAGUGAAUGCCUCCAACAUCACCACCAGAUCUGUGGUCAUGAUGAUUUCGCAAGCAAUGCCAAAUUUUGUGAUUUCCACAAAAUCUGCAAAAUCCACAAAAUCUUCAGAUGUGAUUUCAUCUUCCCAAGUAGAUGCAUUUUCUCAGUCUCAGCUGCCAACACAAGAGAGCAAUCGUCUGGGAUCUAACAAAGUCUUCCGUCAGAAAUUCAAUAGCAGUGUUAGUUCACUCCCUCAUCUGGAAGGCCAUGCCAGGCAUGGUGUGAUUGCAAGUGCUGCUAAAAUUCAUCCUCAAGACAGAAGCCUUCCUCAGAUAGCACACAAGAAUCUGCAGAAUGCACAUACAUCGCUGCAUGAAAACAGAUCUCGAGUCCAGCCACAUUUUUCCCGAUUUAACAUUGCAGAAAGCCUGCCUGAAAAUGAUAUCAAAGUCCAGUCAAAUACAUCAGAAAUAGAAAGUUCCAAUACCAGUCUCAAGCUUCCUCUGACAGCUUCAGAAGCCUUGAAAUAUUUCAGAAACCAAUUAACAGUCUAUGAACAGAAAGAAAUUCUAAACUAUGCAGAGCUGUGGUUUCUUGGCCUAGAAGCUAAAAAGGUUGAAGGUUUGCCCGAAACGCAGAACAAUAAUUGUUAUGAUGAUGAACAUGGUUCCUACCUAAAGGUUUUACAUGACCACAUUGCAUACCGAUAUGAAGUACUGGAGAUCAUUGGGAAAGGAUCUUUUGGCCAAGUAGCGAAAUGUUUAGACCAUAAAACCAAUGAAAUAGUGGCAGUGAAAAUAAUAAGGAACAAGAAGAGAUUUCAUAGUCAGGCUAUGGUGGAAGUACAGAUUCUUGAGGCUCUCCUUAAGAAAGACAAAGACAAUACUCACAACAUAGUUCACAUGAAGGAAUAUUUUUACUUUCGCAAUCACUUCUGCAUUUCCUUUGAACUGCUGGGGAUAAAUUUAUAUGAGCUGAUCAAAAAGAAUAAUUUCCAAGGUUUUAGUUUGUCUUUGAUUCGACGAUUCACUCAGUGUGUACUGAAAUGUUUACAAAUACUUUACCAGGAAAAAAUUAUCCACUGUGACCUCAAACCUGAGAACAUAUUGCUAUACCACAAAGGCCAAGGUUCAGUUAAAGUUAUUGACUUUGGAUCAAGCUGCUAUGAACACCAAAGAGUGUACACAUAUGUUCAGAGCAGAUUUUAUCGUUCACCUGAAGUAAUUCUUGGUCAUCCCUAUGCCAUGGCUAUUGACAUGUGGAGUCUGGGUUGCAUCAUGGCUGAACUUUACUCUGGCUAUCCCCUCUUUCCUGGAGAGAAUGAAGUUGAGCAACUGGCCUGUAUCAUGGAGGUACUGGGUCUUCCACCAGCUGAUUUUGUUCAGACUGCAUCAAGAAGGCGAACAUUCUUUGACUCCAGAGGUUUUCCUAGAACUAUCACUAACAGCAGGGGGAAAAAGAGAUAUCCAGAUUCUAAGGAUCUAAGUACAGUGUUGAAAACCCACGAUGGCAUUUUCCUGGAUUUUCUGAAAAGAUGCCUAAGGUGGGAACCUGCACAACGCAUGACUCCAGACGAAGCAAUGCAGCAUGAGUGGAUCCAGAAACCAAAAACACAGAAACCCAGACCAAAACCCCAGACUACAAGGGGAGUAAGUGACAGCUCCUUUCUAACCCCAGAGAAGAAAAAAGAGAAUGUACAUACAUAUGCACUAACUGGACAAGAAGACACAAUAGAAAACCAAGAGCGGAACACAAAUGAACAAAUUAUUCCAGAGAAAGAAGCAGAAAACCCAGCAGAAAAAACUGUCAAGAGAGACCAGGCAGAACACGACAGUGAAACAGUUCUUCAGAAAAAUGCUGUGGUUUUGCCGCCGAUUAAGUAAUGUUCAGCAUAAACAGUGACUGGUCCAGUUUCCAUACAUGGUAUGUUUGAACUACUUAACACUGUACUCAGUUACAACUGUAUUUUAAGUUAUAACUGUCCACAGAUGGGUAGAUACAUUUGUAGACAUUUUUAAUGCACAUUUUAAUAUAGAAUAGCCCAGGUAACCAAAACAGAAUGCAUGUGGAAAACAUCCUUUCCCUUUACCAAUAUUCUUGUUGUGAUUACAGAUUUUUCACAACCAGCAGCAGUAUUUUUAAUAAGAAGGCAACUAUAGCAAUGGAUAGUGACUUAUUCUUGAUAUGACACUGGACACCUGCAUUCAAGAAUUCUUUAACUUCCUGUGGCUAAAUCCUAAAAUGUUCAUUUAAAUCACAGAAUCUGAAUCUUACUUUUUUUUUACGUCUCAGUUAAUCAAUCAGGAGUAACUGAACGAUGUGUUAGUGAAUUGACAUUAGUGUAUAUAAAAGGUCAGAAGAGAAAUCAGAUCCAUACUGUCUCCCUGUCUGCGAGGGAUGAGUCAGAGAGGAGUCACUGAUAGUACCUUAACAGAAUUAGAAACUCAGAUUAAAUUUUAUAGUGAGGUGCAGAUCAGGAAUUUGUACACAGCAACAGCAGAGAAGAAUGUUUAGCUCUGGUGCUCUGCGUGCCCUUCUGCAGAGACCCUUUGAUAUGAAACCAAAAUGGUGAAUGAGAUAGGGUCAGCAUUCUAGUGAAUUAACCUGCAACAGGAAUUUGACUUAAUUCGCUACAGAAUCAGAUCUGUAUGACUGCCAAUCACAGUCAUUAACUUAGAUCUAGACAGUAAGCACUUUGGACAAAGGACCAAUGUUUUACCACGUGUGUGUAGAACAACCAGCACAGUAAAACUCUCACCCCUAAUUGCAAUCCAUAGAUCCUGCUGUAUUGUUACCAUAUUGAUGAUCUCACAGUGGAUCUAAGCCAAAUGAAGGCCUUUGUGCGUGUCACAGAGCACUGUGGUGCCCUGCUCCUGAAGAGGGGAAACUGCUAGGGAGGGAGCCCUAGCAGUGACUAAGGAGCCCAGCUGUGGGUUGCUGGGGCAACCAGGAGGUCAGCUGACUGAAAGGGGCAGGGCCUGGCUCCUAUAUAAAGCAGAGACAGGAGGCCAGAGGCAGUUCCCUGCCAGCAGCCCAAGGGGAAGGAACUCUCUCAGGGAAGAAGGGUGAGGCCUGACUACAGGAGCAGCGUUUUGACACUGCUGAGGGAAGGAGUGUUCCCUGGUAGGCCAGACUAUUGUUUUAGCCAGGCGGCUUUAAUUUAUGUUACAGCCCAGGGGCUUGUGUUUUGUUGUUUGUUACACCGGUGGUUUGGGUGAGGCUAUUAGGGGUUGGAGGAGGCCUCAUAGGGGACCCACAGUAGCGUGGGGACCCCAGCGCCAGUAGGGGCGCAGCGUACGGGGUACAUAGACCCCAGCCCCAGAGAGGAGCAUUAUUAGGAAGCCCAAGUGUGGGCACGGUGAGCCCCAGAAAGGGGGCAGCAUUAUUAGGAACCCCAAGUGUGGGCACGGGGAGCCCCAGAUAGGGGGCAGCAUUAUUGAGGAGCCCAAGUGUAGGCAUGGGGAGCCCCAGAAAGGGGGCAGUAUUAUUGAGGAGCCCAAGCGUGGGCACCGUGAGCCCCAGAUAGGGGGCAGCAUUAUUGGGAAGCCCAAGUGUGGGCACCGAGAGGGAUGGCCCAGGGGGAACAGGAAGGGGCCAAACAGUGAUAGAAUUGAGACAACGGCGAUUCCAUUGGCAAGGUGUGGACUGCGGUGUAGGGGAGGAAACGGAGCCGCAGGUAGUGCCCCCUGGCAGCGGGGCAGUACAAGGGCAGCCUCCCGCUAAUUAAUACCUAUUAAUCGAUUAUCAACAAGGCAUGGCAGGCGAGUAGGCGGGUGGUUGCCCCAGGAACAGGUGCGCGGGACACGUUAAGGUCGGCCCAGAGUGGAUACCUGUUACAGUGUGCUAUUAUUUACCAUACCAGCAGCCUCUCACAGGCAAGCAAAAAAGUAGUGCUGGACACAGGAAUGAUCAUACCAGUGGUGUCACAAAGCUGUUUUACAGAAUAGAGCAGACACUGUAUCCAUGAGUCUACAGAGGCCCCAGACCAGGUGAGUUGUCCUAUGGCAUAUACAAAUGACCCAUAACAGUGACUUCAGAAGCCUGGGUCUUCCAAGACAUGCAGUGCAAACAUAACGUUGACCUCAGACAGGCAGUAGGACAGGGUAAGCCUUCUACAAGAAAUGGGUCAUCACAUCAGGGUGAUAGUCUGUUUUUCAGUGUUACAUUGAAACUUCGGUGUUCUGCAGAGAGGAAGGAGUUUCACCCUUCCAGGGGACUGAAUGAAGUUGCUGAGAGUGGUCAAAUAGUGUUGCAGGUCAUAGACAUACAAAGGCUGUUUGCAGGUGAAAAUAGUGGGCAAGAAACAAACAAACAACAUAGCACAGAAUAACUGCCAUUAUUGAUGCCUAUUAAGCAGGAAAAGGAACCAAAUAUUCAUAUUAGCAAUGCGUCUUUAAAAUGUGUGUGUUAAGAGCAAGGUUCAGCAAGUUAUGAAGGUCAGUUAGAGAUGGAGAGAAGAAAACUCAGCAGCCAGAACUCAGGAGUAGGGCCUGCAGCCAAAAUCUGAGGUGCAGAGCCCCAGUGGGGAUGUAUUUUGGCCAUGGUGGGGCAAGUGACAGCUGUCUUAACCCCCACAGCUUCCUAAUGCUGUUCACCCCACUGGUACAGGUGGGUUUGGAUCCACCCUGCAAGGCUUCUCACGAUUUGGAUGCAGCCCACAUGGAGCCCCAUUGUCCAGAUCUUGCUCAGAACCGAAACACAUUUGAUAUGCCUGCUUUAAACAAUCUAUUUCCCAGUCACCAUAUUAGUUCUGUACCAUGGAAGCUGAUGUCCUUACAUACCUAACCAUGCUAAUAUGGAGUGGCACUCCACAGCACCCUUAAAGGGAUAUCACAGCACCUCAGGGUGUCAUGGCACCCUGAUGGAGAAUCACUGGCCUAGACAGAUAGAUCUUCUCUUCAAGUACCUUCACUGCACUUGUAGCCAUCCUGCUCUUUGUGCAAAGAAAGGUGUCUCUGAAAUCAGGACCAGUCCUGUGAUCACUGCUCUGCUCAUUUCAUCUGCAAACAGCAAGUGAUAGACUGCUAUAAGCAGAAGGCAUAACUGAGUGACCUAAUUCAGCCUUUUUUUCCCUGUUGGAAUAAAUGUACAUUAUUCUUGUCAUUUUAAUAUUUUACUUUCUCUCUGAAAUCACAUUAUAGAAACUGUUGUCCAUAAAUAAUAGUAGCAGUACUUCUUCUGUAGCACCUGGUAUUUCAGGAACCAAAAGCUUUUUGCAGAUCCUAAAUUCUACAACAUCCCUAGGAGGUUUUUUUACAUGUCGUGCACAAAGUCAUAUGUCAGGUCACUCUCAGGGUUUCUGAUCCCUGUAUCUCUUGUUUUCCAUUUCUGCUUGGUCUUAAUUGGUUGGUUGUUUGUUUGUUUGGGGUUGUGUUUGUUUGUUGUUUUUUGUAAUUUAUUUAAAGUUGCUAGUUAGAGUGUUAUGUAAUUAAUGUAACAUUCUUAAAAUACUAAAUUGUAAAUAUAAAUGACCCAAUCAAGGAGCAGAGCUUUACAGGAUGUUGUCUUUACAGUGUUGCUUAGAUACCCAUUCAGAGCUCUCUUGCCAUCUAGUGUUGAAACUAGUUACCCAUGUUGAAUUUUGAGAAAAUUUUUAUUGCAACUCUUUGGAAUCUCUGUUUACUAUCAUGUCUCUCUACUCUGCCUACACCCCUCAAGAAAAAAAAUAUGUAGCCAGGCUACUGGGGUAUGAAUGAACAGAUUUCGCACUUGUCUCAGGAGAAAGUCUUUUGUCCUGGGAUCAUAAACACAUAAAUGUCCAUUAUCCUGCUUUAAGGCUCUCUGAAGUAUGCUGUAUAAAAUGCACUAAUACUUUUUCCUGGAACAGCCUCUUGUACAUCUGCAAGGUUACUGAGGUUUAUUCCUGGGGCAAACCUUUUAGUCUGUGUGCUCUCGCUGGCUGUUUACUGGUGACAGAACAGCAAUGCAACUUGCAAGAGUGAUGUCUGUACUCUCCAGUUUUAAUCUGGGUCAAAUGAGACUUCUGUUUACAGCCUAAGUCUACUUACUGAGCAAUGUGCAACACUGGGAGGAUUUCUAUAACAAGAAUCUAGUACCCUGAGUCAGCAGGGGCAAGCAGUGCUAGAACAAGGUUCAGCCUUGAACUAGAAAACAGUGCCUUAAGUCCUUUUAGGUGCAGACUUCACCAGUGUUAAAUCCAUCAGUCCUUACCUGGAAGGAAAUCUGAGGUUAGUUACUGCCCCCCUGACACAAUGCAGAUCAAAAACCUAAGAACAAAGUGUGAGGAAUCUGGGAAAAAAGCCUUCUCAGAAUUACUUUUUUCUGUACUUCAUACUUUAUUCUCGUUUUUCUCUUAUACAAGAAAAAUUUUGCAGAGAAUAAAGUUGUGAGCUGAGAGUACAGUGAUCUCUGUCAUGGAACAGGGAUGUGAACCACUUUUAAUGCUAAGUCAUAGGUAGUAACUGAUGCCAGGAUAUGAGAAGUCUUUUGUCAGUUGUCCUUCAUGUCAAACCUUUGUUACUUUGAGCCAAGAAGGUGGUAGCGCUUUCAAAUUGGCUUUGCAGAGAAGUCAAAGAAACUGACUGUACAGACUGAGCAACUGAAGAUUUCCAAUAAUUUCCAAUGGCAACAUGACAGGAACUAUAAACUGCUAGAUAGUCGUUCAAAAAUGUUCAUACUGUGAUGCAUGUAUGAACAUCACUUGGACAUUGUAAGAACUAAUUUAAUGUUUGUCAAGAACAUUGAAUGUGUAAAGUGCUAAGCAUUAUGUAUAACAAAAAUGCUAUUAUGCCCUGAUUUACACUUUGUUGGAGAUUAUUUGUAUUGAUGUGUCCCUAAUAUGGCUUUCUAUUAUAUCUAUUUUAUCUACUGUGAAGAACAGAAAUAUCAUGCAACCUCCAUAAUGUAUUAAAUAACAUAUGGACAUUUUGAGUCCUGAAGCAAAACACAUGCAAAGAGCAGCUACAUCAAUUCACUUUGAGCUUUGGUGAAACACAGAUUAAGAUCUACUAUGUAGAGCAUUGAAGGACAAGUUUAGAUUUGUAAAGCAUUUCUAAUAAAUGGCAUAACCAUUUA